AUAGCGGGCACCUUGGUCGCUAGAGGUCGCUCUUGUGACGUCACGCACCGGCGCUGAAUUCAACUACGAUUAUGACAACAAUGUGUAAAUGGAUAUUAUAAACACUACAAUUUUUAUCGAUAAUUGCGUGGAUUUGCAGAGUUUUAUUAGUUUUAUAGAAAGUUUUUAAUAUAUACUGACUUUGCAAGAUUAUGCAGUAACCUCCCCUUACAGUCCAUAUUAUCAAUCUAUAAUGGAGCAUGUUUAUGAAGAGAUUGCCAGUCCCAUAAAACAGAUGAGACUUGAAGAUGAUGUGUGUAGCCUACAACCAGACAGUUCAUAUCCACAGUCAAGUUCAACACCAAAGGCCAACCAUUCCUGUCCUAGCAGGACUUCAUCUGGUACCGAGGAUUCACAUCCAGGCAGCUGUAGCUCCCAACACAGUAACCAGGGCAGACCAUUUGGUGUGCUGGUUCCCAACAACAAUAAUCAGAGACUGGUACCCAAGUCAAAGACAAAACCCCUGAAAGUGUUGCAGAAUCAAGGUCAGCUUAAGAUUUCAGCCUAUAUGAAUUUUGGACUUUUAACUGUCCAUGUUGUACAAGGCAGACAUUUGUCAUCAAAACAGAGACCACUGUGUGAUUCUUUUGUCAAAAUGUCUCUAAUUCCUGAUGAUAGUAAGAGAUGUAGAUGUAAAACUGAUGUUAGAGGUGAAACCAACAACCCAUUAUAUGAUGAGAAAUUCUCUUUUGAGCUUUUAGAAGAAGACUACCACAAGAGAUUAUAUAUUUCUGUAUGGAAUAAGGACCAAUCUACAAGCAUGUGUGAAUUUCUUGGAUGCAUGUCAUUUGGAGUCCGACACUUGCUGAAUCCAAACAAGGACAUUACUGGAUGGUAUUAUUUGUUAACAGAAGAGAUUGGUAGAAAGAAACAUUUACAAGUAUCUAGUAAACAAAGAUCAAUACAAGUUAAACAUCAGCCAGUACCACCAGUUAACCAGGAUGUUUGGGGCAUGGAAUCUCUUACAAUUACACUGGAGAGAGGGAAGCAUGGUUAUGGAUUCUCUGUUGUGGAGGAAUCCCCUGUAAAAGUAGGAAGAGUUGAUAGGGCUUCCCCUGCUGAGACAGCUGGUUUACAUCCUGGGGAUUGUAUCAUCAAGGUCAAUGGACAGAAUGUGUCAAGGUCACAGGCUGGUAGUGUGGCAAAACUUGUCAAAAAUGGAGGACAACAUCUUAUAGUAGAAGUACAAAGGUUAAAACAGGUAUCCACGGAAACAUUAGAUAAGACUGAAGUCAAUAAACAGCCAUCCAUGUCGGCCUAUGAUUAUCUUCCCAUGAGAGAAUUACAGAAUUACCAGAACUACAGAACUAUGCAGAAUUACCAAAACAUUGACUGUAAUACAUACCAAAACAUGCACACCAGAAAGCUGGCAGACUUUCCUAGAGUACCAGUUCAUCAACAGGAUGUUAGGGUGACAGAGUACCAGAACAUAGGAGGACUGGAUUAUCCUAUAAACAGGGUACCAGAUUAUCAGAAUAAAAACUAUGUUGCCAUGAGAAACACACAUGAUCAGCAUGAUGGUUCUGAUGCUGAUUACUCAGAUAAUGACUGUAGAGAGAAUGAGUUCUCUGUUGACGAGGGGAUUUACUCAUUACCGAGUAACCUUAUAACCAGUACACCUCUGCCACUUCUCUGUAAUGGAUAUCAGACAGUGCAAUCAACAGAGAAAAGAAGACAGGAAGCCAUUCAUCGUCUGCUGACAGUAGAAAUGGACUUUAUUGAUCUGAUGCAUGCUGGGAUACAGAGAUACUCACGCCCUCUACGUCACUGUAUUCUAUCUCAGGGACAACACUCAGCCCUCUUCCAGAAUGUUGAAAAGUUGGUGACAAUAUCAGAAUACCACGUAAAACAGAUGCAGGACAACAUGAAUUCUUCUGACACAGACACCAGUACAUCAGUGUCCAGUAGUGAUAACGGUCAUCAGUUUGUACAACAUCUCUGUAUGAUCUAUCAAUCUAAGGUGAACAUGAUUUGUCAAGCUUAUGAUUUGUACGCAAGAGGAAUAGCAGGAGCCAAUCAAUCAUUAGCUGAACUUAGAAAAAAUCCAGAAUUUGUCAAGUUUGUCAAGGAACCAAAACUGCAAUCCGGUCAGCCAUCUAUCAGUGCCUUUAUCUACAGACCUGUACAACAUGUUAAUGAACUAUACCAGACCCUUAAAGAAAUCUUCCUCAAUACAGACAAUCAGAGUCGAGACUUUCAGGGAUUAAAACAUGUUGUAGAAGUUUUACAAGAAUGUGUCAGUGGAAUCUCAAACUACAGUUGUGUUGAUCAAGUUUUAAGUCUGUCGUCAUUAACCUCAUCAUCUGCUUCUGAAAGUCAUAAGUCAAGGUCAUCCAGUUCUGACAGUGUUAGUUCACAUCCCUCCAAAGUCCCCGUUUCCUGUUCUAUGAGAUCUAUGGAUUCUGAAGUAAUGAGGAUCCAGGAUAAACUGGUGUUCCCACCUAAUGUGCCUGUGUUUCAACUGUGUAAAGAAGAAAGACACUUGAUUUAUGCUGGUGAACUGUUUAAAUGUGAAGGGAACCAGUGGAAGAAGGUCCAUGUGAUGUUGUUCUCUGAUUUGUUAGUUGAAACUGAACAUGACCGUGAUGGACACCUAAAAGUCAUCCAUGAGCCACUUAAUCUAAAGGACUUAAAUGGAAUAGAGGCUUUGAGAAGUCAUGGUACAGAAUUUGUUUUACAUUUCCUGUUGAGAGACUUUGCCACCAAUCAAAUGCGACAUGCCAAGUUAUUAUUCAGAGCUCCAAAUAUGGAACAGAAAUUUACGUGGAAAAGUUUACUAGAACAGAAAGUGACAUCUGCUGGGGGACAAUUACAGCAUUUCAGUUCUAUGAGUGACUGUUCAGAGACAGGUGUACUGAUAUGAACUGACAAAUCGUGUUAUCUCCCUUGGUAACAAUUGACUCAUGUGUUAUCUCCCUUGGAUAACAUUGCUAGAUAAUGUGUUAUCUCCCCUUAAUAACACAGCACAGUAAGUGUGUGAACAGAGAGUGCUGUUGCUGACAGAGACAGAGAAGUCAUAAAUGAUUGAGGAAGAUACUGACACGAAAAGACAAGAAUUUUAUUAACAACAAUUUUCUGACUAAUUUGUGCAGUAAAGAUGGUAGUAUGAUCAAAAGAGAACUUGAGAAAGAGAAAUACAAACGAUUUUAUUUAUUUAAGCAAUUUUGUACUUUGUUAGGCUGUUUUAAAAAAUACUCUUAGUUUAGUGUAGUUUUAGAGUUUUGAGAGCAGCUUGUGACUGAAAACUGAUUUUUAGAACAAAAACGUUGACAGAAGAAAUAGUAACUUUUGUUGAAGAUUACUGUUUGCAUGUUUUGUUUUGUCUGCAGUGUGUUUUGUUUUCACUGUAAAUUAUUUGUACAUUUCUUAUGCACCAUUAGUGCUAUCUAUAAACUCAUGCACCGAUUGUUGUACAAUUAUUUAUUUUUCACAUUGCAAUAAAUAUUUUGUGUUAUUA
Mytilus trossulus (common blue mussel) is the source of this 3496-nucleotide messenger RNA. RefSeq lists its product as uncharacterized. NCBI's taxonomy places the organism in Eukaryota, Metazoa, Mollusca, Bivalvia, Mytilida, Mytilidae. Bases 233 to 2902 code for a protein of 889 amino acids. Gene Ontology annotation, molecular function: protein binding; guanyl-nucleotide exchange factor activity. The transcript has 19 exons. Gene Ontology annotation, cellular component: nucleus; plasma membrane. The record is from RefSeq and is a predicted model, not a curated record.